CCUUCCUCCUCCUCCGCCCCCUCCCCUCUCCCUUCCCGAGCACUGCCGAGGCCGCCUCCCACCCGCGGGAUCCCGGCGGCCGCCAGCCAGCUCCUGCGUCCGUCCGUCGGCCGGGCAGUCUGUCCACGCGCGGAAAGCUCGGCGCGGCGGCCGAGGGGCCUGGGAGGGAACGGGCGCGGAGGCAGGACCGCGGCUCCCUCCCACUCCGGGGGGAGCCCAGAAGGCGGCGGUGCUGGAGCGCGAGCCGGAGCCGGAGCCGGAGACGAAGAGAGGCGGUCGCGAGCACGAGUGGGGUGGGGCGUGCCCACGGGCCCCCGCCCCCCUCGUCCCCCUCGUCCCCCUCGUCCCCCAGCCCAGCUCCGGAGCCGCAGUCCAGGCGCACCCCCCCGGGGGUCCGCGCCGCACCCCUCCCCCGUGUGUUCUGCAGCCACCCAGGCCUUCCAGGACACCGUGGAGAGGGAACAAGGGGGCAGGGACGCCCCCUUCAGCAGGAGCCGUCGGAGAAGGGGGCCCGGACUGGAGGGAGGCAAGAAGCCCCACUGAAGCCAGGCGUAGGGUCUGGGACGUAGUUGGGAGGGCACUGACUGAGAGCCGCAGGAGCAGCAGGCUGUGGCCCAGGCCUCCUGGGUGACAGGCCCUGUCUGGCGGGGAAGAGGGACCGGAGACAACACUGAAGAGGCUGGACCUAGAACGGGGGCGUCUGCCUCGCUCCCUACCUGAGCCAGCCGAGGGGGCCAAGGACUUUAGAGCUGUUUCCUCCGGCAUAAGAGAGACACUUGCUUUCCAGGGCAGCACCCUUUAUCCGAGAAGGCUCUCCAGGGAAGAGGUCUUUGCAGCCUGGAUGGCCACCCCACAUUCCUUUAACGGAGGCCUCUAGGCCUCAGAGAGAACCCAGAGUUAGAAAGGAGGCCAGACGGUCCUUGCUGUCCCCCUGGGGAGAGAGGAAGUUGCCGCCUGCUGCCAGGCCCAGGAGUAGCUGGGCCUGCAAUAGUGGGGACCUGGCCCCUGAAGCAGUGGCGGCCAUGUCACGGCCAGGCCACGGUGGGCUGAUGCCUGUGAAUGGUCUGGGCUUCCCACCGCAGAACGUGGCCCGGGUGGUGGUGUGGGAGUGGCUGAAUGAGCACAGUCGCUGGCGGCCCUACACGGCCACCGUGUGCCACCACAUUGAGAACGUGCUGAAGGAGGACGCUCGCGGCUCCGUGGUCCUGGGGCAGGUGGACGCCCAGCUUGUGCCCUAUAUCAUUGACCUGCAGUCCAUGCACCAGUUUCGCCAGGACACAGGCACCAUGCGGCCGGUGCGGCGCAACUUCUACGACCCGUCGUCGGCGCCGGGCAAGGGCAUCGUGUGGGAGUGGGAGAACGACGGCGGUGCAUGGACGGCCUACGAUAUGGACAUCUGCAUCACCAUCCAGAACGCCUACGAGAAGCAGCAUCCGUGGCUCGACCUCUCGUCGCUGGGCUUCUGCUACCUCAUCUACUUCAACAGCAUGUCGCAGAUGAACCGCCAGACGCGCCGGCGCCGCCGCCUGCGCCGCCGCCUGGACCUCGCCUACCCGCUCACCGUGGGCUCUAUCCCCAAGUCGCAGUCGUGGCCCGUGGGCGCCAGCUCGGGCCAGCCCUGCUCCUGCCAGCAGUGCCUGCUGGUCAACAGCACGCGCGCCGCCUCCAACGCCAUCUUGGCCUCGCAGCGCCGCAAGGCACCCCCCGCGCCCCCGCUGCCGCUGCCGCCGCCGCCCCCUGGAGGGCCUCCAGGCGCGCUCGCCGUGCGCCCCAGCGCCACCUUCGCAGGCGCCGCGCUCUGGGCAGCGCCCGUCACCGGCCCCGCCGAGCCCGCGCCGCCUCCCGGGGCGCCCCCACGGAGCCCGAGCGCCCCCGGCGGCGCGCCCACCCCGGGGCAGAACAACCUCAACCGGCCCGGGCCCCAGCGCACCACCAGCGUGAGCGCGCGCGCCUCCAUCCCGCCGGGGGUCCCCGCGCUCCCGGUGAAGAACUUGAAUGGUACCGGGCCGGUCCAUCCGGCCCUGGCAGGGAUGACCGGGAUACUGCUGUGCGCGGCCGGGCUGCCCGUGUGCCUGACGCGGGCCCCCAAGCCCAUCCUGCACCCGCCGCCAGUGAGCAAGAGCGACGUGAAGCCCGUGCCCGGCGUGCCCGGGGUGUGCCGCAAGACCAAGAAGAAGCACCUUAAAAAGAGUAAGAAUCCCGAGGAUGUGGUUCGAAGAUACAUGCAGAAGGUGAAAAAUCCACCUGAUGAGGACUGCACCAUCUGCAUGGAGCGGCUGGUCACAGCGUCAGGCUACGAGGGCGUGCUUCGACACAAGGGUGUGCGGCCUGAGCUCGUGGGCCGCCUGGGCCGCUGCGGCCACAUGUACCACCUGCUGUGCCUCGUGGCCAUGUACUCCAAUGGCAACAAGGAUGGCAGUCUGCAGUGCCCCACCUGCAAGGCCAUCUACGGGGAGAAGACGGGUACGCAGCCGCCUGGGAAGAUGGAGUUCCACCUCAUCCCCCACUCGCUGCCCGGCUUCCCUGACACCCAGACCAUCCGCAUCGUCUACGACAUCCCCACGGGCAUCCAGGGCCCUGAGCACCCCAACCCCGGGAAGAAGUUCACCGCAAGAGGAUUCCCUCGCCACUGCUAUCUACCCAACAAUGAGAAAGGCCGGAAGGUGCUGCGGCUGCUCAUCACGGCCUGGGAGAGAAGACUCAUCUUCACUAUCGGCACCUCCAACACCACGGGCGAGUCGGACACCGUGGUGUGGAACGAGAUCCAUCACAAGACCGAGUUUGGAUCCAACCUCACGGGCCACGGCUACCCGGACGCUAGCUACCUAGACAACGUGCUGGCCGAGCUCACAGCCCAGGGUGUAUCCGAGGCUGCAGCCAAGGCCUGAGGCCCAAGGCUGCCCACCUUCCUUCCUGCUUUGCCCCUGGUCCGGCAAAUGCCUCCUUCGCCAGGUGUGUCCUGGUGGCCCAGGUUCAGGGCUGGGGAGGAGCCUGCGGAAGGAGCCGCAGCCAUUCAGGGGACCUGCCUGGUGGCAGCUGGGAUGAAGAGAGAUGGCAUGUCAGGCUGGCUCCGAAUCAUAGCUCCCUGAGAGGGCCGUGCAGAGAGUACUGGAAACCUCCCUACCAAAAAGACAGAGACCCGCCCCCUCACACACAAACACACAUGUCCUGUUGAACUCAUGCACGCACACCCACGUGCCUCUACUUGCCCCCAGGCUGGAAGAGAAGAGACAGAAAGACCCCAUGAUCCCCCCUAUGUGGAUCCCCAUCUGUGUCUCGGUUGCAUCUGUACAGCCUUGUCUGCAAACUGGAGGAUGCAGGGCAAGCCCUUAGGGGCCUGCCAGGGCUCGGGGGACAAACAGGGACUUGGGAAACUCAGUGUACCCCCGAUGCCUCACCCAUUCCAUGUCUUCACCCAUGUCUGCCACCCACUGGUUGGGCAAUUGUGGGCCCAUGGGGUGGAAGCCCCCAGAUGACUGGGCAGUUCUACAAAAGAAUGGCCAGCGCAAGCGGGGACUAGAGGGUCCUGCUUUUAUGUUUGUCCCUCUUCAUCUCUCUGGACUCUGAUCCGCUUCUCCCUUCCCAUCUCCAGGCCUUCUGUCUGUCCCAGAUAAAGGCACUGUUCUCCCAUCCUCCCUAUCCCAUCCUCUCCACCAAAUUGCUCCCAAUUUUGAGAGCCAAAGGCUGGCGCUUCUGACUUCAGGAGCGAGAGGAGGAGGCCUAGUUUGGGCCCAUGUAUUUUAAAGCAGAGUGGACAGCAGAGAGUCAAUUUCCCUUUCGUUGGGAGUGGGCAGUGGGGUGGCUAAUCGUCUCCGGCCAACCAGGGGCCCGUUGCCCAGGCAAUUCACCAGCUCUGCCUCUGCUGAUUGGCUGCCACGGUGGGAGUCAGCCAAGAUUUAAAGGUAUGCCAGCGAUUGCUGUUUUCAAAACCUACCAGUCCCACUGUGGGUGGAGAAAUAAAUGGUCUUUCUCCUCCUC
Messenger RNA from Piliocolobus tephrosceles (Ugandan red Colobus), 3978 nucleotides. It is a transcript of the gene DTX1, whose product is annotated as deltex E3 ubiquitin ligase 1. Gene Ontology annotation, molecular function: zinc ion binding. The record is from RefSeq and is a predicted model, not a curated record. Lineage: Eukaryota; Metazoa; Chordata; Mammalia; Primates; Cercopithecidae. The transcript is spliced from 10 exons. Gene Ontology annotation, biological process: Notch signaling pathway; protein ubiquitination. Bases 1023 to 2888 code for a protein of 621 amino acids.